Messenger RNA from Lepidothrix coronata (blue-crowned manakin), 1729 nucleotides. RefSeq names its product small nuclear ribonucleoprotein polypeptide C (gene SNRPC). Gene Ontology annotation, biological process: mRNA splicing, via spliceosome; spliceosomal snRNP assembly; mRNA 5'-splice site recognition. NCBI's taxonomy places the organism in Eukaryota, Metazoa, Chordata, Aves, Passeriformes, Pipridae. The coding region runs from base 126 to 503 and encodes 125 amino acids. The record is from RefSeq and is a predicted model, not a curated record. The transcript has 5 exons. Gene Ontology annotation, molecular function: zinc ion binding; pre-mRNA 5'-splice site binding. Gene Ontology annotation, cellular component: U1 snRNP; nucleus.
UAUCCACCGUCCCCUCCGGGCCCUACGGCGGCCGGCGGGGGACAAGUGGCGGCGCUGUGUGAUUGCGUGCGUGCGUGAGUGCGUGCGUGCGUGCGUCACGUCCGUCUGGCGGCGGCGGGAGCAUCAUGCCCAAGUUUUACUGCGAUUACUGCGACACGUACCUCACCCAUGACUCGCCCUCCGUGAGGAAAACCCACUGCAGUGGCCGGAAGCACAAGGAGAACGUGAAGGACUAUUACCAGAAAUGGAUGGAGGAGCAGGCCCAGAGCCUGAUUGACAAAACAAUAGCGGCUGCAUUCCAGCAAGGGAAAAUCCCACCGACGCCGUUCUCGGCACCACCUCCGGCCGGAGCCAUGAUCCCACCUCCUCCCAGCAUCCCUGGCCCCCCCCGGCCUGGGAUGAUGCCGGCCCCACACAUGGGGGGGCCCCCGAUGAUGCCAAUGAUGGGCCCACCCCCCCCGGGAAUGAUGCCAGUGGGACCCGGUGAGUCUGGGAUGGGGUGACUCUGUCGGGGGUGCUGGGGGGGUCUGGGGGAUGUGUCCUGACCCACUGGUGACUAAGCUGUGGGGAGCAGGGCUGGGCUGGGCUGGGGGCACACUCUGCUCACACCUCUGUCACUGUUACCCCCCUGCAUACAACAGUCUUACAGCCACUCAUUAAAGCCCCCUUACUCCUGGCUGAGAGUCACCAGCCCUCCCUGCACAGCUGAAAUUAUGGCUCUGGAAAGCUGUAGCUGUUCUUCCUCUGCUCUGAGCAGUAAUUUUUUAGGAAUUUGGUGUCUGCAUCUCUCAGGUUUUGCACAAGGGGCACGUUUCUGCACUAAAUGAAUUUCACUGUUUAAAAUGUCUCAAGAUAACGUGUUCUAGAGAAAUAAUGGGCCUGAAAAAGCUUUUUUUUAGAACUGUAAAGGCAAACUAAAAGGUCUUUGAUCCAUUCCACUCCUGAGUUUCCUGGCAUUUGAAGAAUUCUCAGGGGAUGUCUUACUGGAGCAUUUCCCAGAACAGCUCUACAGGAACACACACAUGUGCACUGAGAGUAGUGAAGUGUCUUUGCAAUUACUGUCUUGUGGUAGAAAGUGUUCUGUAAGUGUUUUUAAAGCACAAGAUAAGUACACAAUCUGCAAUAUUCAGCAGCCUGGUGAAAAUAAAUGGCAAAGUGGGAUGGAAACCAUUAUUUCAGGGCUGUGCAGCAAAGCCCAUGCUUUUCCCUGGCCGUGCUCUUUCCCAGCUGGAAGAGGUGCCCAGUGCUUGUUCGUGGGCACAUGGGAGGCUUUUGCAGCACUUUUCUCCAAACAAACUCUCCAGAUCAGUAAUUAAGCUCACGUGUCUCUCUCAUGACUGGCAAUAAUUUACUGGUGAAUAUUGUCAGGGUGGGUGUAUAACCUAUGAGCUUGGUUCCUCCUCUGCUGAUGGCUGAGCUCCUUCAGGGAACAGAAUCCAUCUCAGCAGCUUCCAGACUGGAAGUUCCUUGAUGGGGGGAGAGAACCUGCCCACUGUACAGUGUGGAAUUUCUCUCUGUGAGGGUGGGGAGGCCCUGGCACAGGUUGCCCAGAGAAGCUGUGGCUGCCCCUGGAAUCCCUGGAAGUGUCCAAGGCCAGGUUGGACGGGACUUGGAGCAACCUGGGCUAGUGGAAGGUGUCCCUGCCCGUGGAGUGGGCUGGAAAUAGGUCUUUAAGGUCCCUUCCAAUGCAAAGCAUUCUGUGUUCUGUGGUGACUGGGCAUUGCUGUUC